UUUUUUAAAACCUAGAAAUAUGAACAAGAUCUUUCACUAGAAGCCAAACUUAAAGAAAAUGCUAUCCAUGUUUGAAUGUCUGGGUAGUGAUUCUUCGUUGUAAGCUCCGAGAAGUUGUUUGAUGCUGCAGUCUAUUUUGAUCAGCGAAAUUCGAGGAUCUGCAAUGAUUUUAUGGGAAUGAUUAGUACAAAGUGGGUGCGAGUUUAAACCCUUGAAAUCCAUAGCUGAAGGAGGGGUUCCAUUACCGUGCUUCAGAAUGGCUACUUCAUUAACUUUUACCCGAACAUUAUGCGCAAAUAACACCCUUUAUUCUUCGAGGCAAUGUUUUAAAAAAUUAGGUUUUCAAAUAAACAGAGUCACAAGGCUGUACAGACCAAAAUCUGCAUUGGAAAGGUACAAUGGUCUAUCGAAGAAGAAGAAACUUCAUAUCCGGCCAUGUCGGCUGCAGGCUGCAAUGGAUGCUUCAUUUGGUGGUCAAAUGGGUCAUCAGCCAGUAUUUCCUCGUCUUAAUGUAUGGGAUCCAUAUAAACGGCUUGGAGUUGGUAGGGAUGCUUCUGAGGAGGAAAUUUUGGAAGCUCGAAAUUUUCUUAUUGAGGAAUAUGCUGGACACGAGAGUAGUGUUGAGUCAAUAGAAGCUGCUUUUGAAACAAUAAUGAUGACCAGUUUCAGGGUGAGGAAGAAAUCUAAAAUCAACUUGAAAAGUAAGUUGAAAAAAAAGGUAGAUGAAUCACCUCCUUGGGUUAAGAGCAUAGUUGAUUCGGUAGAGAUUCCUGAAAAAAAGGUCAUCCAGAGUAGAGCUGCACUCUUUUUGAUUAUUGGAAUAUGGAGUAUAUUCAGAUCUGCUGAGGGGGGACCUGCAUUCCAGGUUGCAGUUGCAUUGGUGGCAUGUAUAUAUUUGCUGAAUACGAAACUCAAAAGCAUUGGAAGAGCCUGUGCGAUUGGGUUUGGAUCGUUUGUCAUUGGGUGGUUUUGUGGCUCUUUGUUGGUACCACUUAUCCCUUCAUUUCUACUUCCAGCGACCUGGCCGCCUGAACUUCUUACCUCCCUUAUAUCUUACAUUUUCCUUUUUAUGGGCUGUACAUUCUUAAAAUGAGGUUUUGGUCAAAGCAUUCUGAGAUAUAUUCAACAAAAUUUUAGUAGGUUAUAGAAGUGAGAAAUCUUGCAAUUGGUGUGGAAAUAAUUCUCUCAUCACACCGUAGAAAAUUGAGCUGGUGACAUUCAUGGUGUCUAUUUCAGAAUUGAGAGCCUGUAUUAAUUCAAAGUCUUGAUAGAGUUUUGUAAUGUAAUUCUUAGCAUUUCUGAGCUCAUAUUUUUCAAAUGAGUUACGGAAAUACCGGCAUAAUAUCACAUUUAUUUUCAAGAUAAACAAAGGAAGGCCACAAAUCACUAAAGUCCCUUGCCCAAUUUUUCGUUUACAACUGCUCUGCUUUUAAUCUAAAUAAAAGGUUUUUAGAA
Messenger RNA from Cryptomeria japonica (Japanese cedar), 1455 nucleotides. RefSeq names its product protein CHAPERONE-LIKE PROTEIN OF POR1, chloroplastic. The coding region runs from base 257 to 1093 and encodes 278 amino acids. The record is from RefSeq and is a predicted model, not a curated record. Lineage: Eukaryota; Viridiplantae; Streptophyta; Pinopsida; Cupressales; Cupressaceae. The transcript is spliced from 6 exons. Gene Ontology annotation, cellular component: chloroplast membrane.